Messenger RNA from Verticillium dahliae VdLs.17, 123 nucleotides. RefSeq lists its product as uncharacterized. The transcript has a single exon. The coding region runs from base 1 to 123 and encodes 40 amino acids. The record is from RefSeq and is a predicted model, not a curated record. Lineage: Eukaryota; Fungi; Ascomycota; Sordariomycetes; Glomerellales; Plectosphaerellaceae.
AUGGAUAGUGGCCAAAAUGAAAGCCGCACUGUCAGUACGCUGUACCUUAGCGAGCGUUUCGCAGGCUUGUUGGCCGAAGGGCGAACAGUGCAGCUCUUUGGGGAGACAAGCUCGCCGCCUUAA